AUGAGGAACCCUGGAUGCUGCACACUCCUCCUCCUCUUGGUGGCCAUGGACCUGAACCAGUAUUGUGCAGGCUCACACUGGCUGCAGACUUUCAACAUUGCAUUUUUGGAGCCUGGCAUGAUUAAUUCCCGGUUCAUCCACAUCAGCUAUGUAGACUCUAUACAGUAUCAGGGAUUUGACAGCAAAGAACCAAUGGCUACUUUAAAACCUCGGGCUGCAUGGAUGGAGCAGGAACUACCUAAAUAUUGGAACGUGGAGACAACAAAAGUUCUGCUCUUGUCACAGAUAGAAAGACGAAUUCUUUACUUCAUGAUCGAAAAAUAUGAACACAGAAUGGACGAUUAUCACACCCUGCAGGAAGUAUAUGGCUGCAAUGUGGCUAAUGAUGGGCGCUUCCUUCAUGGUCACUUCCGGCUCACCUACUAUGGCUAUGAUUACUUAACCCUGAAUGAGGACCUGAGCUCCUGGACUGCAGAGGGCAAGGGAGCUGAAUACAUGAAGAGCAGGUGGGAGAAUAUGAGUGAGGCAAAAAGGUGGAAGACUUACCUGCAAGGGGAGUGUGUACAAAGGCUUCUUAGAUACCUGGACCUUGGAAAGGAGACUUUGCUGCGCUCUGAUGCCCCCCAAACACAUGGGACCCACCAUGUAAGACCUGAAGGGAAUGUCACCCUGAGGUGUUGGGCCCUGAGAUUCUACCCAGCUGAUAUCACCAUGACCUGGAAGAGGGAUAGGAACAACCACACCCAGGACAUGGAGCUGCCAGACACCAGGCCUGCAGGGGAUGGAACCUUCCAGAAGUGGGCAGCUGUGGUGGUUCCUUCUGGAGAAGAGCUAAGAUACACAUGUCAUGUGCACCAUGAAGGGUUACCUGAGCCUCUCACUCUGAAAUGGGAGCCUCCACAAACCAUCCCCAUAAUAGCAAUUCUCAUCGGCCUGGUUCUUGGAACUUUGGUGGUGGGAUCUGUGGUCAUUUUUCUGGUGUGGAAGAAAUAAAGGUCUGAUGCUGUACCGCCAUAGACAUGGACAGUGCCCAGAGAUUGGAUGCAUCUCUCCUAGUAGGAUAGGAAAUACUUGAAGAACAUGUUGCUGAGCUGGGGCCACUUGCUAGAAUGGAGUUAUGGUUGGUAUGGAUGCCUAUUUGGUAUCAUGUUUUAAUAAUCACCAAUCAGCAUUUGUUCUUCAUUAUUUCCUUCUAUUGUGUGAGAUACAAUCUUCGGUGACUUCAAAAGCUCCUGACUUUUCUUUCAAUGGCUGACACCUAUGCCCAGGUCUCUGUCUCCUGUCAGGAGAGGCAGGUCUGGUAGACCGACAUCAGAAACGGACCUUCAGUUUCCAAUGAGCUGUAAAUUUAUUUUUCCAAGUUUAACAUGAGGAUUUUGUUAAUUUCUUAUUGUUUGACUUCUUCCUAUGGUGUAUUUAAUGAGUAAACCCAAUGAAAGCAAGACGAAUACCACAGCAACCCUGUCUUGAGAAGUUGAAAUCCAUUCACUGGGUCUUCUCUAUCUUUUUCUGAAUGCCAUUUUUUCUCUUCAACCUCAUAUUUAAAUCUGUUCCUUUCUCUUCCCAAUAAACUUGAACUUUGAUUC
Messenger RNA from Mus caroli (Ryukyu mouse), 1586 nucleotides. Lineage: Eukaryota; Metazoa; Chordata; Mammalia; Rodentia; Muridae. The record is from RefSeq and is a predicted model, not a curated record.